Molecule: messenger RNA, 1746 nt
Organism: Galleria mellonella (greater wax moth)
Lineage: Eukaryota; Metazoa; Arthropoda; Insecta; Lepidoptera; Pyralidae
Gene: Prp31
Product: U4/U6 small nuclear ribonucleoprotein Prp31
Exons: 9
Coding region: 133-1632 (499 amino acids)
Biological process (GO): mRNA splicing, via spliceosome; spliceosomal tri-snRNP complex assembly
Cellular component (GO): U4 snRNP; precatalytic spliceosome; U4/U6 x U5 tri-snRNP complex
Source: RefSeq, a predicted model, not a curated record
UUGUAUUAUCUGUGUUCUUAAGUUUAUAGAUAUAGUGUUGGUAUUAUUUGUGUAUAACUGCGAACUGAAAUUGUUUAGUUUUUAUUUCUUCAACUCUAUUUUGCAAAAAGCCUUUUAUUAUACUUUUCAAAAAUGUCUUUGGCUGACGAAUUAUUAGCAGAUUUAGAAGAAAAUGAUGAUGGUGAGCUUCAGGCUGCGAUUGAAAAUAAUGCUGCUGGGGAUGCAACUCAUGAAUUUGCUGUUCCAUAUCCUGUAAUACCAAAAGAAGAUGAAAUAAAAAAUGUGUCCAUCAGGGAAUUAGCAAAAUUAAGGGAUUCUGAUCGAUUAAAACGAGUUAUUACUGAGGUAGAACAAAAUGUUGGAAAUAACCGGAAAAAAAUUGAAGUCACUGGGUUGAUGGAGUCAGAUCCUGAAUAUCAGCUUAUUGUGGAAGCUAAUAAUAUUGCUGUUGAAAUUGAUGGAGAAAUUGCUAUUAUCCACAGAUUUGUCCGUGACAAAUACCAGAAACGGUUUCCUGAAUUGGAGUCACUCAUUGUAACACCAUUAGAGUAUAUUCGCACGGUUAAAGAACUUGGUAAUGAUUUGGACCAGGCCAAGAAUAAUGAAACACUUCAGAGUUUCCUGACACAAGCCACUAUUAUGAUAGUUUCUGUAACAGCUUCAACUACACAAGGGAAACUGCUAUCAGAUAAAGAGUUACAAGAAAUAUAUGAGGCCUGUGACAUGGCUGCUGAGCUCACUAAUUUUAAGUCACAUAUCUUUGAAUAUGUUGAAAGUCGUAUGACAUUUAUUGCACCAAAUAUUACUGCAAUAGUUGGGGCUUCAACAGCUGCAAAAAUUCUUGGCGUUGCUGGAGGUUUAUCUAAGCUGUCAAAAAUGCCAGCCUGUAAUGUACUGCCACUUGGUCAACAAAAGAAAACACUUUCUGGAUUCUCUCAAGCGACAGCUUUGCCACACACUGGCUUCAUUUACUUCUCACAAAUUGUACAAGAUACACCACCUGAACUAAGAUAUAAAGCUGCUAAAUUAGUUUCAACGAAACUUACGUUAGCGGCACGUGUUGACGCAUCACAUUCCAGUACAGAUGGACACAUUGGUCGCCAGUUACGGGAAGGAAUUGAGAAAAAACUUGACAAAUUACAGGAACCGCCACCAGUAAAAUUUGUUAAGCCCCUUCCGAAGCCCAUAGAGCAAAGUCGCAAAAAGAGAGGAGGUAAACGAGUCCGCAAGAUGAAAGAGAGAUAUGCGAUGACUGAAUUCAGGAAGAACGCCAAUCGACUCAAUUUUGCUGACAUUGAAGAUGACGCCUAUCAAGAAGAUCUGGGUUACACCCGCGGCACUAUUGGCAAAUCGAGCACGGGUCGCGUGCGGUUGCCUCAAAUAGACGAAAAGACAAAAGUCCGCAUAAGCAAGACUCUGCAAAAGAACCUGCAGAAACAAAACCAGCAGUACGGUGGCGCAACAAGCAUAAGGAGACAAGUGUCUGGUACCGCGUCGUCUGUUGCGUUCACACCGUUGCAGGGUUUGGAAAUUGUCAAUCCUCAGGCAGCUGAAACGCGCGUAAAUGAAGCCAAUGCCAAAUAUUUCUCAAACACCUCUGGAUUCCUGUCAAUAGGCAAGAAGACGACAUGAAUACGACAAAAUGUUUUAUUUAAUUGACACAAGAUAUAUAAAAUAUUACCUGAAAUAAGUUACAAAUUCUGUGAUCGUAUGUUUGAAGUAUUAAUAAAUAAAAAUUUAAAUAAA